Anopheles nili is the source of this 2887-nucleotide messenger RNA. It is a transcript of the gene Epp, whose product is annotated as protein UBASH3A homolog. The record is from RefSeq and is a predicted model, not a curated record. Lineage: Eukaryota; Metazoa; Arthropoda; Insecta; Diptera; Culicidae. The transcript has 7 exons. Gene Ontology annotation, molecular function: protein binding. Bases 1 to 2208 code for a protein of 735 amino acids.
AUGGCUGCGUUACCGCCACGAAAAAAUCCUACCCCUACCAAAAUUUCUAAACAGCAUUUAACGCCAUUGCAAAUUUUACUCCAGAUGGGCUUCCCAAAGCACAGAGCGGAGAAAGCUUUGGCAGCGACCGGAAAUCGUGGAGUUCAAUUGGCUUCGGACUGGUUACUGGCACAUGUCAACGAUCCAUUUCUAGAUGAAUGUUCACCCCGCGAGUAUAUACUGUAUGCUUGUCCUACAGGACCGUUUUUACAACAACUCGAAAAUUUUUGGGCGCAAUCGAAAGACACAUGUGGCUGGAACGGUGCUCAUAAUUUUACGCCACACAUUACCCUUGUAUCAUUCUUCAAAGCCCCGGACGAAUGCGCCCCACAACUAUCCAAAGCAUUGAAGGAUCUCAUGAAUCUUCCAGGCGCCCGAAUCGAUCGACCGAUCGGGCUAGAGUUGUAUACAAGUCCAAAUUUCAUGGGAUUUUUUGUUGCUGAAGACGAUGCUAACUAUCUCAAACGGCUAGCUCUUCAAUACGUUAAAGAAGUAUCGCACUCAAUAAUUAGUGACACCUAUGAGCAGCUAGAUGCAUUGGUAACCUGUUUUCCGUGGUGCGGGGGAGUAACUUCGGCCCGAUGUAUACCGCGUAGCAGUCGAUCUAUCUCGCUGGAACCGCACGUUAAAUCGUUGCAUUUAACAUUGGCUUACCAAUUUCCACCUGGCCAAUUCAAUGCUCUGAAAACUUUGGUAGAAAAAUUGGACGCUACCAGUGCGGAAGCGAACUGGGAGUUGCGGCUAUUUUCACGUGAUCCCCGACUAGUCACGAAACAAGUACAUAAAGUGCUCUAUCCACAUACACCACGUGAAACGGACGAAUUGGAAUUACGGAUCGGAGAUUAUAUUUACCUAAAUCCGGAAGCAAUUCAAACCUCUUCUGACGGCUGGGUGGAAGGGAUAUCUUGGUUGACCGGUACUACCGGCUUUUUGCCUGAAAAUUACACAGAACGUACAGCGGAAUCGGAUGCUUGGACAAUGCACCGCACUGUGCCGCUGUGUGACACUAGGACAUUGGAAGAAAUGUCAGACAUGGUGGAUGGAGUACACCCUGCAACCUCGCAAAACGUUCUUUCACAAGGCAGCGAUCCAAUAUCGGAAGUAUUGGUAUCUGUAGGUCAGAGUAAAUCGCAACUUGAAUCGGUCCCUAUCUCGUCGAACAUACCACAACCUACUACUGAGCAGGCUACUACGGACGAUCUGAACUCAAGCAGAAUGUUUGGUGGAACUAAAUCGUUGGAAGAGUUUCCAUUGGAAAAAUUACACGAGCUGGUUCAAAAACGUACUACGAUGCAAGUGAUUCCUGGUGACGACGACACGUGUACGCAAGAUAUUCAAUCCCCUGAAAUUGGCAGUCGUAAAGUGUUUAUAAUGCGUCAUGGAGAACGUAUCGAUUUUACGUUCGGGUCGUGGGUUCCAUACUGCUUCGACGAUGCAGGCAACUACAUGAGAAAAGAUUUGAAUAUGCCAAAAACAUUGCCUCCUCGUAAGCCAAACCUCUGGCAGAAGGAUACACCACUUACAAAUGUUGGACGCUAUCAGGCACAGCUUGUGGGCGAAGGUUUGAAGGAUGCCGGUAUUCAGAUUGAAAAAGUCUUUUGUUCACCCGCAUUUCGAUGCAUUCAGACAGCCACUUCAGUAGUAGAAGGGCUUGGAUUAAAAUCUACGCUUCCUCUUUGCAUUGAGCCAGGUCUGUUCGAGUGGCUGGCUUGGUACCACGAUGGAAUUCCAGAAUGGCUCUCAAAAGAAGAGCUUAAAGCGGCUGAUUACAACAUCGCCACAGAAUAUGUUCCUACGAGAACAUUUGAAGAUCUUAAGGAAUGCCUUCAGGAAAAACUAGAAGAGUUUUACAAUCGUAACUCUAGCGCUACGGAAUCUAUCAUAAAUAGUACAGAAGGGAAUAUUUUGAUAGUUGGUCAUGCCACCAAUUUAGACACAUGUUCGCGAUUCAUAACUGGCGAAAAACUUCGUUCAACCACUGACAUGGGCAGAAUAAUGCAAAAAAUUUCGUACUGCAGUUUGGCUGUGAUGGAAUCAGUCAAAAUAGGCAUGGGUGAAGGUGAUUCGGAUAAAACAACUGGAAGCUGGAAACUUACCAUGCCACCUUGUGAUCCAGUAACUCACACAAACAAUAAUCGAUUUGAUUAUAAAAUUCUCUUGCCUCAGUAGUAAAGCGAAAUUCAGUGCCAGGGUAUUAUUGAAUUAACAGUUCAAUAUACUCUUACUUACAAGAGCACUCUUACUUUUUUGCAAAGAAUUGUUAAAUAAACUAUUUGUUAAGCUCGUUGUACUACUAUCAGAAUCAUACAGCAAGAAUGUUCAGCUUGGUAUUGGUAUAAAUUAGCAAAAAAAUUUAGUUAUGUUGUGAAGCAAAUGUGCACUUAUGUACCUAUAAAAAAUAAUUAUAAUAAUGAUGCUGUACGCGAAGAAUUCUUCAUGCUUUCUAAUCGACAAUAAUGCAGAAAAGGGUAUGAUCUCAAUUGCUUUCAACGCAGACUAUAUAUACUUAAAUAUAUAAAUCUAAAUGGUCUUAUUGACAAUCCGCGUUAAGUUAUUUUAUUGCUUGCCUAUACACAUCAAUUCGAGACCCUUGUGAAGUAAACUAACCAUUAUAACCAAAUCUGUCCUUUCCAUACUUUGUGGGUCAACACUUAACUAUUGUAUUUUUUUUUUUUUUGUAAUUUUAAAUUUGAUCCACAGUAAAGCGCGUCUGAUAGAAUAAGACUAUUAUAAAUAUAUCGUACAAAGCAUAUGCAAGAAAAAAUUUAAUUUAUGUUUAUUGUAGCUUGUACAUGCUAGCGAAAACCAUGUAUAAAUCGCGUUGUAAUAAACCACUAUUCUACAUCCA